AUGCCGGACGAUAGUCCCACUCUCACUGGUUCUCACCCUACUAAUAGCUCACCUCAGUCUCGUGCUGUGUUUCAUGAGGAUGACUACACUCAUCCAUGCCAUCCACUAUACGUGCAUCCAUCAGAUGUGCUAGGAAACUCUUUGGUUCCGGUGCCGUUUGAUGGAACUUGCUAUGGUAGUUGGAGAAGGCAUAUUUUGGUCGCUCUUUCUAUUAGAAACAAAUUGGGUCUGAUAGAUUCUAAUUCUGAGAGUCCCUCAGAGGACUCCCCUCUAGUUCGCCAGUGGCAAAGGUGUAAUGAUCUAGUAGUCUCUUGGUUGACAAACUCAAUGACCCAAGAAAUAGCUCGUAGUGUUGAAUAUUCAGAGUAUGCUAAGGACAUUUGGGCUGAAUUAGAAGAGAGGUAUGGUCAGGCAGAUGCUGCAAGAGUGUUCGAAUUAAAGAAAGAACUAGCUCAUAUAUCUCAGGAAUCACUUAACAUAGCCUCUUACUUUAACAAGAUCAAGCAGCUCUGGGACGAGAUUGCUUCUUUGUCUGUUGCUAAGGCUCGUAGUUGUACUUGUAGUGCUAAGUCUGAGUAUGCAAAAAUGUUCAAAGAGUGUACCAAUUCCUCAUGGGUUUGA
This is a messenger RNA of Lycium barbarum (goji berry), 621 nucleotides long. RefSeq lists its product as uncharacterized. The transcript has a single exon. Bases 1 to 621 code for a protein of 206 amino acids. The record is from RefSeq and is a predicted model, not a curated record. Lineage: Eukaryota; Viridiplantae; Streptophyta; Magnoliopsida; Solanales; Solanaceae.